CUCCACCUUUCUCUAACCGGCUCUGCCCCUUCUGCCUCCUCGGUGGCGCGGCCCAGGCCUCCAGGCUCGGUGGCCCGGCCGGGCGAAUGGGGGUGGGGACGCGGCGGCCGAGCCCUGACCAUGAGGACUCUUCGCAGGUUGAAGUUCAUGAGUUCGCCCAGUCUCAGUGAUCUGGGCAAGAGAGAGCAGGCAGCCUUGGAGGAGCGAGGGGCCCAGCAGCGCCAAGCCUGCUCCAACGCCACCUGGAACAGCAUUCACAAUGGAGUGAUUGCUGUGUUCCAAAGGAAGGGCCUCCCAGACCAACAGUUAUUCCACCUCAACGAGGGAGUCAGACAGCUGCUGAAAACCGAGCUGGGCUCUUUCUUCACAGAGUAUCUGCAGAACCAGCUGCUCACCAAAGGCAUGGUGAUUCUCCGGGACAAGAUUCGAUUUUAUGAAGGACAGAAGCUCCUUGAUUCUUUGGCUGAAACCUGGGAUUUCUUUUUUGGGGAUGUCUUACCCAUACUCCAGGCCAUUUUCUACCCAGUUCAGGGUAAGGAACCCUCUGUCCGCCAGCUGGCCCUCCUGCACUUCCGGAAUAUAAUCACCCUCAACAUCAAGCUGGAAGAUGCCCUCUCGCGGUCUCGGGCCAGGAUCCCCCCAUCCAUUGUCCAAAUGCUGCUGGUCCUCCAGGGGGUUCACGAAUCCAAGGGUAUCACUGAAGACUACCUGCGACUCGAGGCUCUAAUCCAGAAGGUGGUCUCCCCAUACCUGGGUACCUACGGCCUCUAUUCCGACGAUGGACCCUUCACACACUCCUCCUGCAUUUUGGAAAAGCGCUUUUCGCGACGUUCCAAAUCAGGUGAUGUCAUGGCCAAGAACCCUGUUGUGCGUUCCAAGAGUUACAACAACCCGUUGCUCACCCCUGUGGCAGAGUACGAGACAGAAGGAUUGGCAGCCAAUGGCACAAGCAUCCGGAGACACUCUGUCUCCGAGAUGACUUCGUGCCCUGAGGCCCAGGACUUCUCCAAUCUCACCACUGGCCUCAAUGGUAGCUCCAAGGUCUCCACAAUGGUGCCCAAAUCAUCCCUGGCUGUAGAGGCUGAGCAAGCCAGUGCCAAGGUGCAUCCGGUAGGGCAGCCACCACUCUCGGGCCUGUACCACCAGUGCAGUGAGCCCAGCCCAACCUUUGAGCUGUCCAGAGCCCCAGCCUCUGUCUCAGCCCCUUCCUCUAGCCCAGAGAACUUAGUAGAUCAAAUUUUAGAAUCCAUCGAUUCUGACUCUGAAGGCAUUUUCAUCAACUUUGACCGAGGCCGCUCUAAGACAACAGAGUACGGUGCAGAUAGGAGCAGACAGAGUAUCGUGUGACCAUCUUACACAGGAGGAUGCUUUGGUUCGUGUCUCCAUCUAUGAAUGUGUCAACGGUGACCUGGCACAGUGUUGGGAGCCCUGGACUGGGAAACGGGAGGCUUGAGUUUGAGUCCCCACUCUGAUCAUCCCUGGCCCUGCAACCCUGGGCAAAUCACCUUCCCUUUCUGAGCCUCCGUCUCCUCAUCUGUUAAAUAGGGAAAAUAAUCCCUGCCCUGCCGACUUCCAAGGGCAGCUGUGAGGAUCCCAUAAGAUAACAUGUACAGAGGCCCUUUGUAACUAACACAAUGUGUGUAUAUUCGAUGUGUGAGUGUGCGUGCGUGUGUGAACGAGAGAGAGGGAGAGAAAGAACGAGAUCCAUUGCUUAGUGUAUUUUUUUACUCCCUGGUUUUCUUACACCCCCCUCCCAUCAGACUUCUUGCCAUCUGGGCAGGGCUUCUUCUCCAGGAGAGGAUUAUUCUCAAUGGAUCUAUCUCCGUGCCCCUUCCCAUUUCUCCCUAGGAUCUGUGUUCUUGGGAGCCAUUUUUGACAUUCUCAACUUACGAUGAAACGUUGAUCCAGUGUUUCCCAUGGCCCUGGUACUGGCGGGCACAAGAGAUAAAAAUUUGUGCCCAACAGUCCUUGUCCUGAAGGAGUCCAUAUUCUACCCAAAGGAUAUAGUGAGAAGCUAUAAAACAAACACACAAACAGAUUUUCAACCAGAAGACCCUAUGACUGAUUUGGAUGGGGCUUGGCCCCAAGCCGGCCACCAAACCAUUGGGGCAGCCUCACUUUUGACCCAGACUCAUCGCAGCCCCCAACCCCACCAACCAAGAAGAAAGUCCCAAGGCUGACCCCAGCACAUAUGGUCAGCACAAGUGGACACACACCUACACCUACAUCCACACCCACCCCUCCCCUGACCCCCUUUUAGGAGUCAGAAUUCCAGGAGAGACUUUCAGUGACAAUAUCACACCAAGGAAGCCUCCCAAGUGCACAGUAUUACCCAGCAGGAGCCCACCAGCUUUCCCGAGUCAGACUCACUUUCUGAAAAGUGGCCCAAAGCUCCAUGGGUCUCACCAAUCUGACACUAUUGGCAGUAACAACCAAGCCUUCCCACCUCACUUCCCCACCAAACAAGUGACCUCCAUAAGCUGGUGCUGCUGGCCCUGUCUCCUGCUGACUCCUUCCAUAACUACAAUUCCAACAUCCCGAAUCCCCCAUUCCAUCCCUCAGGAGUGAUGGCUCAGACCAGGAAUAGGGGGAUAAACUCCCCUCUGUCCCUGAAUCUGUGACUGGAAAUGUAGCCAAAGAAAGGGGCCAGUCUGUGGCUGGACUCUUCCUCUCCCUCCCCCCCCCCCCCCCUUCCCCAGCUCAGGCUACCUCUCCCACCUCCCUGCACACAAGAUAGCAAAGAGGAAGGAAUGCCCCUCGUGGCUAUCUGUGGAGCAGAUCUCACUUCUGGCCAAAAGUAGCUCAUGGGCUUCGGUGAGGAAGUUUACCUGGCCCCACCCUCCCAUCCCAUCUAGGACUAAGAUGAUUUGUAAAAUGGGGGUGGGUGGUGUGGGGUGAAACAGCACCUGGUGCCUUGCCUUCUGGUCUGGGCAUUUGGACUGCAAGUUCUCUUUUCCCCUCAUUGAUCUAAGCCCCAGCCAGCCACUGGAAUUGAAAUUAAAGUCCAUGAAUAUAAAACUGC
Messenger RNA from Gracilinanus agilis (Agile Gracile Mouse Opossum), 3022 nucleotides. RefSeq names its product proline rich 5 (gene PRR5). Gene Ontology annotation, biological process: TORC2 signaling. NCBI's taxonomy places the organism in Eukaryota, Metazoa, Chordata, Mammalia, Didelphimorphia, Didelphidae. Gene Ontology annotation, cellular component: TORC2 complex. Bases 121 to 1347 code for a protein of 408 amino acids. The transcript is spliced from 8 exons. The record is from RefSeq and is a predicted model, not a curated record.